Cucurbita pepo subsp. pepo (vegetable marrow) is the source of this 1914-nucleotide messenger RNA. It is a transcript of the gene AXR4, whose product is annotated as alpha/beta-Hydrolases superfamily protein. The record is from RefSeq and is a predicted model, not a curated record. NCBI's taxonomy places the organism in Eukaryota, Viridiplantae, Streptophyta, Magnoliopsida, Cucurbitales, Cucurbitaceae.
UUUAAACCUUAGAACUUUCCCCAAUUCCUAAAGUGGAUGAUACUUUUUCUGAAAAAAGAUAUUCAUCUUUCUUCCUCGGACCAGAUCGAUUUCAACUUUACCAAAUUCAUACCAUUUCCUUCAUCACUCACAAUUUCUCCAUUCCCCAUUUCUUCUCCCCCCGAUCCAUUUUUCCUGUUCACGCGAGCUUCCCUUUACAACCUUUCCAAUCGCCAUCAAUGGUGACCAUUACCGAAGAAUCAGACGACCCAGUGCCAAAGGCGUCGAAGCCCAAACCCAACAAAUCAAGUUCGUCCACAAAGCCGCCGCCGCCGAGCACCGCCGCCGCAACCUCAAAAACCCUUCGCUCGCCGAACCCAAAUCCGUUCACCUUCUGGUUCUACUUCACUUUGAUCGUGUCUAUCAUAACCUUUUUCUUCAUCUCUUUUCCUUCUCUCUCUCCCCAAGACCCCAAAUCCUGGUUCUUAAGCUUACCCAAGAGCCUCCGUCACCACUACUCAAAGGGCCGUCUUCUAAAGGUACAGGUUAGCCCCAAUUUAUCUCCGAUAGAAGUUUUCGCCGUUGAAAAUGGCGCAAAAGGGAAUGAGAAUGUCGUCGUUGUUCAUGGACUAGGGCUGAGCUCUUACUCUUUUCGCAAGGUUUUGGACUCAUUAGGUUCCAAAGGAGUUCGUGCUGUGGCAUUUGAUCUGCCCGGCAAUGGCUUCUCCGACAAAUCCACGGCUGAGAUCGAUGAAAACUCAAAUGGGGUUUUUGGGAGGCUUUUGGAUGUCUAUAAUUUGAUUCAUGAUAAGGGUAUUUUCUGGGCAUUUGAUCAGAUCAUUGAAACAGGGCAGAUUCCUUAUGAAGAAAUUCAAAAACAUGUUCCUCAGAGGAAGAUUUUGAAGCCAAUUGGGUUAGGUCCUGAAGAAAUUGGUAGCAUUUUGGGGCAAAUCAUAGAUACUGUUGGUUUGGCUCCUGUGCACUUAGUUCUUCACGAUUCAGCUUUGUCAAUGGCGGGAUAUUGGGUUGCAGAGAAUUCACAAUCUGUGAGGAGUUUAACUCUCAUUGAUACCUUAUCAAACCCCUCGCUUCCUUUAUGGCUCUUGGAGUUGCCUGUUGCUAGGGAGGUUGUUUUAGGAUCUAAUUUUGUAUACUCAAAGUUGAUCAACUUUUGUUGUUCUAAAGGGAAUGAUGCUGCCUUGGAUGUGGAGGCUCAUAGAGUUCUUUUGAAGGGUCGGGGCGGGCGGAGAUCGGUUGUUAGCAUGGGAAAGAAGUUAAACCAUAGCUUUGACAUAGCAGAAUGGGGUGGUUUGGAUGAUCUGAAAAGUGUGCCGAUUCAGGUUAUCUGGUCGAACAAUUGGUCGAACGAAUGGAGUGCGGAGGGAAGUCGGGUUGCUGAUCUGCUUCCACAGGCAGCUUUCGUUAAGCAUUCCGGUGGACGAUGGGCUCAGGAAGAUGCAGCCAAUGCCAUAGCCGACAGUAUAGCUCAGUUCGUGUCCUCAUUACCGCUCACGGUCAGGAAAGCUGUCGAAGAGCCCGAACAUACUCAGAAAGUGUUUGAUGAAUUGGGGAACAGCGACCAGCAUCACCAUCACCACGAUCACGGCGGCCACGACAUUCAUGGAGCUGGGUACAUGGAGGGAUAUGGACUCGGCAGUCAGGCAUGGUGAACUAAUAUCCUCAUCCUUCUGACGGACAGUUCAAAAUAGAUACUGAGUCCCCCAUCUUUCCCCACGGACAGUUCUUUUUUCUUAGAAGACAUUAGAUUGUUGCUUGCUUGAUUGCCCUGAAAUGAUUUAAUCAUGUGUUGUUUCAUUGUUUGAAUGUAUCUCAUCUUACCCCUUCUUCUCUUCAAACUGAAUUUGAUUCAAAAGACUAGAAUGUAUGGCGCCCUUUAUAUAGUUUUGUCUUUAUAAAGGUAAGGAUUUCUCGUCA